AUGGUCUUGUUACAUUUCCUUGGGAGGUAUCUUUUUCAAAGUAUCCAUAAUUCGCCAGUUGAGGAAAUCUUGACAUAUGAAAAUUGUAAAGUUUUAGAUGUGGGCUGUGGGGCUGGAGUUUGGUUAUUAGAAUCGGCGACAAAUUAUCAGUCAUCGCACUUCCUCGGAAUCGAUAUAUGCACUGUAUUUCCAUCAGAAGUAAAUGUUUUGAAUGGGCUUCCAUUCGAAGACAACUCGUUUGACUACGUACACCAAGGAAAUAUGGUUGAAGUAUAUACAAUAGAUCAGUGGAAUUUCAUCAUAUCAGAACUAAUAAGAGUGUGCAAGCCGGGCGGAUACAUAGAAUUCACCGAACCUGAAUUAGCACCUAAAACUGGUCCAAUACUUAAAAGGUUCUAUGAUGCAUUGAUCGAAUUAAGCGAAUCCCGUAAUGUAAGAAUACGAAUGUAUAAAAACCUUAUCAAAAUCUUAAACUCAACGCAAAUGGUGCAAAAUAUUGAAUCAAAAGUUGCCAUAGUGCCAUUAGGGACGAAGAAAGGGGGAAAUGUCGGACAAACUUAUUUGGAAGUACAUGAUGGAUUUUUCUUGAAUGAUCCCAUGCCUGAAAUUAUGAGCAAAGUUAUGAACAUGUCACGAGAAGAAUAUAUUGAACUAUUUGGGGAAGCUAAGAAAGAAAUUGAAGAGGGCGUUGCACCUGAUUGUGAAAUAUAUAGAAUAUGGUGUCAAAAGAAAUUUUAA
Messenger RNA from Funneliformis geosporum, 738 nucleotides. The record is from the annotation of a GenBank genome assembly. Lineage: Eukaryota; Fungi; Glomeromycota; Glomeromycetes; Glomerales; Glomeraceae.